Messenger RNA from Clarias gariepinus (North African catfish), 1484 nucleotides. RefSeq names its product C-C motif chemokine 3-like. Gene Ontology annotation, molecular function: CCR chemokine receptor binding; chemokine activity. The record is from RefSeq and is a predicted model, not a curated record. The transcript is spliced from 3 exons. Lineage: Eukaryota; Metazoa; Chordata; Actinopteri; Siluriformes; Clariidae. Gene Ontology annotation, biological process: G protein-coupled receptor signaling pathway; cellular response to interleukin-1; positive regulation of ERK1 and ERK2 cascade. Gene Ontology annotation, cellular component: extracellular region. The coding region runs from base 179 to 472 and encodes 97 amino acids.
UGUGGAAGAGGUGCUAUUUAGUCCUCUCUGAGUCAGACCGAAACAUUUUGUCACCUACAGACUGUCCCUCAUUUAAACCACACUCCCCCACUCUACUAUCAGCUUAUAAUACCAAUACUGAAGUCAUACCUGCAUUAAUACCACUCUGAUCACAUCAGCUUCACCAUCAGCAGCAGUCAUGUCCUCUCGUUCUCUCUUGCUGGUUCUGCUGGUUCUCACCUGCCUUCAGUCCUUCACAAUGGGCCAGUCUCAAAAUGAACCAGGUGUAUGCUGCUUCAACUUCCAGAUGAGGAGGAUCCCUGUAGAUAACAUUACUGAGUAUAAACAAACUCGGCGUGGCUGUGUGAAAGAUGGAAUCAUUUUUAUCCUGAAGAACGGGCGUCGUGUGUGUGUAGACCCUGGAGUUAAGUGGGUGAAGGGACAUAUGAUUACAGUCGAUCAGCGCCUUUAUGCAAGCACAAAAAAACCUUAACUGAGUCAUUAAAUCUUUUUUUUUAUUAAUAUAACAAAAUGCACUUUUAAUGUAUUACUUGUUGCAUCUUGACAGGAGGAAUAAAAUUUUAAUUUUUUAUACUCAUAAAUAUUUUAAUGGCUGAACUUAAAACAUUUUCUUAGUUUGCUUGCAGUUCAGGAUUAUUUAGCUCAGUUAAUCUAUAUUUUGUUAACAUAAAGUCAUUCUGUAUUACAUUUCUUUAAACUAAAGGAAACACAUUAUGGUUUUGUUUUUUGUUAAAAUUUUUCAACAUUAAGAAAUGCAUACAUGUAUAAAUGAAACAACCCAUUAAAUAUUAAGCUCAUAUGUUGUGGUACAACAAUAACAACAACAACUACUGUACUACUACUACUACUACUUUUAUUAUUAUUAUUAUUAUCAUUAUUAUUAUUAUUAUUAUCAUUAUUGAUAUUAUUGUCACUGUGUCACUGUGGCUGUUAGGAGUGGUAGCAGGGGCUUCAUUCUCAUAUUAUUAUUAUUAUUAUUAUCAUUAUUAUUAUUAUUACUAUUAUUAUUUGUAUUUGUAUUAUUAAUAUUAUCAUUAUUCCUUUUUUUAUUCGGGACGUUUGGUGUUUGUCUGAUGUGUUUUUGGAGGUAUCUUAUGAGUAACCCAAUAUCCUCCCAAAGUCCAAAAGUUGUGCCGGUGUGUGUGUGUGUGUGUGUGUGUGUGUGUGUGUGUGUGUUUAGGUGCAUGUGCCUGUGCCCUGCAAUAAGUCAGCUUAAUGCAGCUAUUCCUAUUGUCACAAAUAUCUAUGUGUGUAUUUAUACACACUACCAUUUCUGUGAAAUUCUCAACAUCUAUCAAAAUUAUUGAAAAGUAUUAUCUUACAGUUUGAUUGAUCAGAAGAUGUUUACUAAUUUUCUAUAACGAAAGCUCUGACAGUAGUGCAGUCACAAAUCACAAGGUUAUAUUAAUGCACUUAUUCUAAAAUGUUAUCAUUUUUAAAACAGCUGUUUUACAAAUUAUUGUGAUAUAAGAGGAAUAAAACAC